Molecule: messenger RNA, 1988 nt
Organism: Agrilus planipennis (emerald ash borer)
Lineage: Eukaryota; Metazoa; Arthropoda; Insecta; Coleoptera; Buprestidae
Product: facilitated trehalose transporter Tret1-like
Exons: 6
Coding region: 98-1531 (477 amino acids)
Biological process (GO): transmembrane transport
Cellular component (GO): membrane
Molecular function (GO): transmembrane transporter activity
Source: RefSeq, a predicted model, not a curated record
UAGGUAUUUGAAUAAAUAAUACGUAUGUGACACAAUUCAAUUACUUUUGAAGUUAUCCGUAAAGUAGACGGUGCAUUUUUCUUUACAGGCAGGCAGGAUGUUACGGAAAAAGUUGUUAAAUUUGCGGCAUAGGCAGUAUAUUUACUGUAUUUGUGCAAUUGCAACUACGGCCGCCGCAUCUAUUCAUGACUCUUGGUCUUCGACAUUUCUGCCUCAAAUACGGUCUAAAAAUUCGCCAAUAGGUGUUAUACUGAAUACAAUUCAAUCAUCAACUGUUGUAAGUAUGAACGGUGUAGGUGGAACAUUGGGUAGCAUCAUCACUAUUUGGAUAAUGGAUAUUUUUGGAAGGAAAGCCGUUUUAAUUGCAGCAGGCAGUUGUAAUCUAAUUUCUUGGGCGUUGAUGUACUUCGCAAAUGGGAUAGAAAUAUUAUGUAUAUCCAGAAUAUUAGGUGGAAUAGCUAUAGGACUUUCAUUGAACUGUGGUACCGUCUACCUCGGUGAAAUAUCACACAAUGACAACAGGGGUCGGCUGAAUUUUCUAAUGACAAUUCUGAGACUUUUUGGAACGGACAUAGGCUUCAUUAUAGGGCCUUACGUGUCCUUUAAAACAUUCGCCCUUCUAUCAGUAGGCGCCUCGAUUAUUCCUGUAAUAAGUACUUGCAUCAUACCGGAAUCACCGUACCAUUUAAUCAAAAAAGGAAAAAAAGAAAAGGCCAAAACGGUCAUUAAAAAACUGGCCAAUGAUGCAACUGACGAAAACUCUUUAGAAAAAGAGUUUCAAGACAUUAGUUUUUCAGUAGAAAAGGACAUGCGAAAUAAAGGAACUAUUUAUGAACUUUUAACCAACAAAAUAUAUAGAAGAUCGUUGCUUAUACACCUCGGUUUAAAGAUGAUCUUUGUGUGUUGUGGUAACGUUGUAAUUAAAUCGUAUAUGCAAACUAUUAUUAAAGCAACAGGAAGUAGUAUGUCUUCAAACACUGCGAGUGUUAUCUUUGGAAUCAUCAGUUUUAUUAGCGCUAUUACAUCCGGACAACUUAUUGAUCGUUUUGGCAGAAGACCCUUACUCAUGGUUUCCAGUUUGUUGUGUUCUAUAAGCAUGUUCUGUUUAGGAUUGUAUUUUUAUCUUCAAAACGCCACUUCUUUUAAUAUUGAUUCAAUUUCCUGGUUACCGGUUACCAGUUUGAUGCUGUUUGAAGUGUUCGUUGCGAUUGGAAUUCUUUCCAUACAUUACGUGAUCGCCGCAGAAUUGUAUCCAAUCAAUAUAAAGGGAGUCGCCGUAUCCGCACUUGCGUUUUUGGCACAAGCCUUGGCCAUGGCUCUUCAAUUUUCAUUUGAGCCCCUCAGCGAAAUUUUGGGAGAGUAUACUUGCUUGUGGUUCUUCAGUGUUUGCUGCUUGCUAGGAUUCCUCUUCGGACUCUUCAUACUCCCGGAGACAAAAGGAAAAUCAUUUGAUGAAAUUCAAAGGAUAUUUAAUCGACGCAAAAGCGAAAAAAUUAUACGUAGUAAAAAUGAAGAAGCCGGAAGAUUCUAAGCAGUCGGGAGUCAGUCGAUACAGAUCGAUAACCAGAAUAUAAACGAGGAGUUGUUUAAACACCUAUUUAAGCUAUUAUCUACUAAAGCAAAAGACUGUUUUUAAGAUCCAUUUGAAUAAAUAAAUAGGUUACCAGAAAAUUGUUUACAAAAAUAUAACUACUCAGUGGUGGUAAUUGUAAUCAAUAGUUAUUUAAACUAAUAAGGCAUCAAUUUAUGUUAAUUUAUAUAUUAAAGACUGACGCUGCUUAUACCUUUCAGCUGAAACGGGUUAUUUAUAUACAACCCAAACAUCGUUGUAUCCUAGAUAUACUAAAAAUUGUUAACAAUACUGUCAUUUUGUUGAGAUUUUUUCAUUAUAAUCGCUUCAUAUUGAACGAGAACGAGAUGAUUUUUAAAAUAUUCCGGCAUGGUGUAGCAGAGACUUUUAUUUUUAUAAUAAAUGAUAAUGUGUUUCA